Monascus purpureus is the source of this 1180-nucleotide messenger RNA. The record is from the annotation of a GenBank genome assembly. Lineage: Eukaryota; Fungi; Ascomycota; Eurotiomycetes; Eurotiales; Aspergillaceae.
UGACGCAGCAACACCAUCGAAAAAAUAUCCAAUUCGUCUCUUCAUCCUCCCCCCUGAAUGAUCGUCCACCGUGGUUUUCAUGCCCCUUAAUCUGUUGAAUAAUAUCCAUCUAUAAUUUUAUAUACAGAUAUAAACACCAUCCUACGCCGCUGCCCCCCGUCAUCCCCGCACCAUGUCCUCCGAAGCUCAAGACGAGUUCAAUCGUCUCAUCAAUAAGAAUAAAGUCUACUUUUCCAGCCAUCCCGAGGAUCGCGAUAAUAAAUCCGAUCUGGACUCCGACUCUGACGGCGACCAAGACGGUUAUGCUCAUUCCAACUCCGAAGACUACGACGACGAUACUACCAAAAACAUGGUCUCCCGCGGCGGCGCAAAUACAGGCAGCUACCGCAUUCCCGACACAGUCUUCGAUGCAAAUACAGGUCCCAAGGGUGUAAUCGCCGAUGCGCAGGCGUUCGAACGCGCGCGGAAGAGUUCCUUCCGCAGGACAUUCGGCAUGGAUUUCGCCUUCUCCUCAUCCAAGAAGAAUAGCAAUAAUAACACACUGGAGAAGAAGGGCAGGGCAUCUUCUUCUCGUGGCAAUGGCUUCAUCGGUGAAAGGAGUCCCCAUUCCACUGAAGAUAAGAGUGAUGGCGAUGAUGAAGAGCGGUUCAUGCUUGAAUGGCGCGAGGCCCGGAUGAGGGAGCUGCAGAGUCGGAAUCAAGCCAAACGGCCCGGUCCUAGAGGCAAGGCGUAUGGAUUCGUUGAAACGGUGGAUGCAGAGGCGUAUCUUGAUGCCAUUGAGAAGGCGCCUCCGGAUACUACAGUUGUUGUUUGUAUUUAUGAUCCUGAUUCCAGCGCCAGUGCUAUUGUCGAGGACUCCCUCUUCACCAUUUCCCGCAGACAGCCCGCGACACGCUUCAUCAAGCUACACCAUGAGAUCGCCGAAAUGGACCACGUCGAAGCUCCCGCCCUGCUGGCUUAUAGGAGCGGCGACGUCUUCGCUACCAUCGUUGAUAUCUUCCGACAGCUCCCAAGAGGUCGCGACUGCAGCGCGGAUAGUUUGGAGGAUCUGCUGAAGUUAAACCGAGUAUUAUAAAAAGUCAUCUAGACCCAAAACAUUAGACUGCGAAGCUUAAGGCAUCGAAAGCAGGGUACGGUCCUUGAGUUCUUCUUUUUCUUCCGUCCUUUCUUUCUUUCCCCC